AUGGAGGAAUCUUCCGCCGCUAUUCAUGAAGACGAUGAUACAAGCAAAAGAGGCACCAAUGUGUCUCGUCAGCAGAAGAGGGUGACAUUCAAGGAUGUGGAGGAAGUCAAAGACGUUACAGCCGAACUAGAGCCAAUAGUUCGCACAAUGCUGUUUCUUUUGCCGAAGAAGGAACAAAAGGUCGCCUUUGCAGCGUGCAUGAGAGCUCUUUCCACGGCCACAAACCCCAAAACCUGUUUGCUUCAUCUAUUCAAAGUCUUCGAAGUUGAGGAGAAUCCUGUUCUCAUCAAAGCCGUUGACGAUUUCGUUGAACUAAAAGACAAACAUGAUGUUUUCGCGGCAGCCCUCGCUAAAAUACUAGACGACUCCGAAGCUUUAAUUGCGAGUUUGGAAGAUCAAGGAAUGGAAACCUCGUGCCUUGGCUCACUCGGGUAUUCACAGUUUUCGGGUGUCUCGAACGAACCGGAUGGGCAGAGCAAUGCAUCCAGCGGUGUUUCAGAAUUGACGCAAGAGAGUGGAAAUGACACGAAUGCCAACCAAACGGCUGUCAUACCCGCAGUCAACGAUCGCGACAAUACGUCCAGCGCAGAGGAUGACAGCGUUACGACGCUGCUCCAAGGCAUGGAUAUUCCCCACCACGAGCAACCCGGAAGCGGUGAGGCCGCCGCGGAUUUGGGAGUUGAUACGUCGGUGCCACCGCAAGCUGAGUAA
Seminavis robusta is the source of this 711-nucleotide messenger RNA. The record is from the annotation of a GenBank genome assembly. Lineage: Eukaryota; Bacillariophyta; Bacillariophyceae; Naviculales; Naviculaceae.